This is a messenger RNA of Arabidopsis thaliana (thale cress), 2245 nucleotides long. Its product is annotated as Mannose-binding lectin superfamily protein. NCBI's taxonomy places the organism in Eukaryota, Viridiplantae, Streptophyta, Magnoliopsida, Brassicales, Brassicaceae. Gene Ontology annotation, molecular function: carbohydrate binding. Bases 178 to 1743 code for a protein of 521 amino acids. The transcript is spliced from 5 exons. The record is from RefSeq and is marked reviewed.
UAACAAUAUAAAUAUACAUUUUAGAAAAAUGGCCAAAACUUGUAUAUAUGAAAAAAGCCAAGUCCAUCGCUAAACUUACUGAUCAGCAUAGCAGUCUGUUCAUCUUCAGAGAUUAUUGUACUAGGAAACACAAGAACCACUUCAUAUCCAGCUGAAUAUUGAUAACAUCAGUUCAAGAUGAUCCAAAAGUUGGGAGCGAAAGGAAUCAAGUCAGAUGAACGUAAUCAGCGGGAGUGGGAUGAUGGAUCUGAACAUGAUGAUGUAACAAAGAUAUACGUACGAGGUGGUCGUGAAGGAAUAAGAUCCAUUUAUUUCAACUAUGUGAAGAAUGGAAAACCCAAAGAUGGAUCAAUCCAUGGUUACUUUGACUCUGGUUUCACACAAACGUUUGAGAUUAACCAUCUACGAGGUGAAUAUCUUGAAUCUGUUGACGCUUACUACGACAAAAAGUCCUACGGUAUGCAAGCAAUUCAAUUCAAAACUAACUUCAGGACUUCUGAACUGAUGGGGUAUAGUUAUGAGUGUACUAUGUUUACGCUAGCCGUCCAAGGAAAGAAGAUCAUUGGAUUUCAUGGAUCUAAUUAUGUACAUAUAUUAUCUCUUGGAGCUUACUUCAUUUCCAUUGCUCCUACGAGAUUGGAAGUGAAAGGUAGUAAGGGAAGCAAGAAGUGGGACGAUGGAUUUGACCAUGAAAAUGUAUCAAAGAUCGAGGUACUAGGUGGUUUUGAAGGCAUACUGUACAUCAAAGUUGACUAUAUCAAGAAUGGAAAACUAGAAACUGGAUUAGUCCAUGGUCACUCUGGUGGUGAUGGUUUUUUACAGAAGAUGGAGAUUAACCAGUCAAAGAACGAAUAUCUAGUAUAUGUUGAAGGUUACUACGAUGAUGCUUCUGAAACCAUUCAAGGGCUUCAUUUCCAAACUAACCUCAACAAUCCUGUUAUGAUGGGGUAUAAAAAGGGCAGGAAGUUUUUACUUGCAUCCAAUGGAAAUAAGAUCAUUGGGUUUCAUGGAUAUGCCGACAAAAGCCUAAACUCUCUUGGAGCAUAUUUCAGUACGACCACUCCUAAUAAACUGGAAUGCCAAGGUGAUCGUAAAGGACUGCCUUGGGAUGAUGGUUGUAAUUAUGACGGCGUAAAAAAGGUGUAUGUCGAUAGUAUAAGUGAUAUAGAUAGUGUCAGGUUUGAGUACGAUAAUGGCGGAAAAGUGGAAAAGACUCCGUACCGGCGUGAUGUUACAAAUGAGAAGGAGUUUGUGCUUGACUAUCCAAAUGAGUUUAUCACGUCUGUGGAGGGGACCUUAGCAACUCCGACUAAUUUUGACAUUACGUGGAUUCUCUCACUGACAUUCAAAACAUCAAAAGGGAGAACCUCUCCAACAUUUGGAUCAUCGUCUCCUGGUAGAAAAUUUGUGCUGGAGAAGAAUGGUAGCGCUCUUGUUGGGUUCCAUGGAUAUAUUGGUCCUGGUUAUAAUAUUAAAGCUCUUGGAGCAUAUUAUCGCCCGAUUCCUCCUACUCCUGAUGUGAAAAGACUAGAAGCACAAGGUGGUGAUGGAGGAGCUUCUUGGGAUGAUGGUGGUACUUUCAACAGUGUUAGAAAGAUCUACAUUGGACUAGGCAAAAACGUUGUAGGCUUUGUCAAGUUUUUGUACUACAAAAACGCUCGUGUUGUCAUCGGAGAUGAUCAUGGCAACAAGACCCUUUCAUCUGAUCUCCUAGAGGUCACUGAUUCAAUUUCCAUAAUUUAAAGUUCUAGAUUUCUAUCGUACUUGGUCAACUUAUUAUCAUUCUCGAUGUAUUUUUUUUUUCUUGUUUUGCAGUUCUUGUUGGAUCCGUUUGAACAUAUCAUAUCAGUGGAGGGUACUUAUGAUGAUACAUCUGGAGGUAUAACCAUGCUUAGGUUCGAGACCAACUUACAAAAAUCUCCAUACUUUGGAUUUGGUACAACAUCAAACUUCUUGCUUCACAAGGAUAAUCACCAGAUCGUUGGAUUCCAUGGAAAAUCCAGUAACAUGCUUCAUCAACUUGGGGUCCACGUUAUACCCAACGGUUUUAAAUUUAUUUAAUAACGUUCUCUUACUUUUUCUUUUAAUAAGUCAUGUUUUAAUGACAUCACAUCUUCAACUAUCACAAUAUAAUUUUCUUCUCCUAACAUUUAAGCUCUGAUACUUCUCAGCAAGUGUUGAUUUUCUUACCCAAAAUGCAAAAACACAUUGUCCCAAAUUCGUCUUACGGUUUGGUUCCAUAAUU